CCUCCUGAGACCCCGCAUCCUCAUAUGAGGACAUUACAUUUUUGCUGUUCUGCCCCAUGAUACUUAAUUUGUAAGAAUUUUGACCAAUUGUCCUCAUCUGGGGGCCCUGCCUGCACCACCUAGUGGUCUCAUAAUGAAAUUACACUCAUUUGAAAAAAACCAGCAUGGCAGGAAUGACAGCGAAAGUCUUCUACGGCAGCUCCCGACAGAAACAUGGACAAGGGAGAAUGUCCUUUUCGAGAACUGAACGAUUGCUAAAAGCAAUCGAAAAUGACUCUGAGAUUGAAGAUUUGUCAGGUGGUGAAGAGGAUGAAAUCGCUCCAUGUGAAGCAACUCUGGAGCAACCUGAUAAUUCUGAUUCUGAUUAUCAACCUGAUUCUGCUGACAUAAGUGAAGAUACUGACAGCGAUGCGAGUGAGCCACAACAUAAACAGCAUCUUGAGAAUGAUGAACCUGACCAGGAUGUGCAAGGUAGCAGGCCAGGACCAAGAAAUGGAAAUAGAGAGUACUGGAAGUCUGCUCCAUUCAACCCUGUCUUAGUCCCAUUUCAAGGAUCUGAUGAACAACAAGACGAGAGAGCAGACAUGUCGCCGGUGCAGUACAUGGAACAGUACGUUGACAUAGAACUGAUGAAAGUCCUUGCCGACUGUACAAAUUCUAUGUCAUUAGCUAAAAGUGGGAGAUCUCUCAACACAUCGGUUGAAGAGAUGUACCACUUUUUUGGAGCAUCCAUCUUGAUGUCCUGCAUCCCUUACCCACAAAUCCGCAUGUUCUGGUCCACUAACCUGAAAAUCCCUGCCAUUAGUGACACAAUGAGACGCGACCGAUUCUUCAAGCUGAGGAGCCAUCUGAAGGUGGUAAUUGAUGACGACAUUCCUGAUGACAGGAAAAAAGACAAAUUCUGGAAGGUGAGGCCUUUCAUGAAUCGCAUACUCAAAGGCUGCCAUGUUCAGGCCCGACCAGAAUCCGUCUCAAUAGAUGAACAGAUGAUACCAUUCACUGGAGCCUGUCCGUUCCGCCAGUAUGUGCCGCUAAAGCCAAAUCCAGUUGGCAUGAAGAAUUUUGUCCUGGCAACAGCAGAUGGCGUCGUUCUCGACUUUGAAGUUUACCAAGGUUCAAAGGCACUGGCUGCACAGGUGCUGGAUGGAGAAGGAUUGGGUUUGGGAGCCCUGGUCCUCAAACGCCUGACAAAAACAGUACAUCCUGGUACAAAGGUGUACUGCGAUAGGUUCUUCACCACCACAUCAGCUGCGGAAUCCAUGCUGGAGAAGCAGGUGUACCUAACUGGUACAGUCAUGAAGAACAGGAUCCCAAAAGCAAUGCAGAAGCUUCCAAGUGACAAGAUCAUGAAGCAGCAAGGCAGAGGUACCUCCGCAUCAGUUGUCAGGGGAGAUGGGAAACUGAAUGUUGUGAAAUGGUUUGACAACAAGCCGGUCCUGAUGCUCUCUGCUGUCCACGCUAAGGAGCCAGAGGAUACCUGCCAGCGGUGGUCCAAGAAGGACAAAUGCUACUUAACCAUCAGACGACCAAAUAUUGUACAGGAGUACAAUGCAAAGAUGGGUGGGGUCGACUUAUCAGACAGAAUGAUGAGCUACUACAGGAUGAGCGUGCGAACUAAGAAGUGGACAAUUCGCAUGCUUAUGCACUUUAUGGAUCUUGCUCUGGCCAACAGCUGGCUGCUGUAUCGCAGAGAUCAUCAAGAACAGGGUACCCCAAGAAAGGCUAUCUUGACGUUCCUCGCGUUCCGCAUGGACGUGGCUCAGGUAUUCCUCAACAAGUGUGAUGUCACACAUGCAGAGGAAGAGAGUGCAUGCUGUCCACAACCUGGCCAACGAGCCCUGGUCACGCCAAUCCCCCACAUCUCAGUGCGCACAACUUCUGCUGCUCAUCUGCCGGAAGUUGCUGAUCUCAAGAACCCAAUGCGUUGCAGACAACAAGGCUGCGCUGGGAAAUCCCGUGUACGCUGUCUGACAUGCAAUGUGUUCCUUUGCCUGCAAAGUCGGCGCAACUGCUAUGAAGCCUUUCACGGAGGCCAGUAGGACUACUUGAAUACUUGAAUGUUUGUUUGUUUGCGUUUACUAUGACACGUUCAUAAUGAUGUUCAUAAACGUUGCACUUUUCCAUGCAAAGCCUUUCACAGAGGCAAGCAGAAAUACUUGAAUGUUUGAGUUUACUAUGACAUGUUCAUAAUGAAGUUCAUAAACUUUGCACUUUUCCAUGCAAAAGCUGCACUUUUAUUUGCACUUUUGUGUUUGUUGGCAAUAUAAAAUAAACUUUUGUACUUUAUUAA
Messenger RNA from Cyprinodon tularosa, 2290 nucleotides. Its product is annotated as piggyBac transposable element-derived protein 3-like. The transcript has 4 exons. NCBI's taxonomy places the organism in Eukaryota, Metazoa, Chordata, Actinopteri, Cyprinodontiformes, Cyprinodontidae. The record is from RefSeq and is a predicted model, not a curated record. The coding region runs from base 165 to 2039 and encodes 624 amino acids.